Messenger RNA from Xiphias gladius (swordfish), 3549 nucleotides. RefSeq names its product isthmin 2a (gene ism2a). The coding region runs from base 445 to 1848 and encodes 467 amino acids. The transcript has 6 exons. The record is from RefSeq and is a predicted model, not a curated record. Lineage: Eukaryota; Metazoa; Chordata; Actinopteri; Istiophoriformes; Xiphiidae.
UUAAGCCAGUUCUACAAACGGCGUGCAACUAGAGGAACCGAUGAACGAUUGAACGUCACUUCAGUAGAGGAGGACCCGUGAACCGUGUUGACGUGGUUUUCUUUUCGCUCACUGGAUUGGAAGUUGCUAUAGACCACUGAGAAUUGUUUCAUUUCGAAGUCUUAACGUUGCUUUCAUUUUGGUAUCCUACACGAACAUGAAACGAACAUACCAAAAUUAGAGAUCGAAUGCCGGGGACAAUUAUAUUAAGGGUGCAAGCGACCCGGCACAGAGCGGCAGCACGGUACAAGCCCAUGGAGAAGACGCACGUGUACCGCUAUUGUGUUUUAUUCUCCUCUCUGCUCGCUGAUAUGGUUUGAACACUGCUCUUAUAGCUGAGGGCAUAGGGUGAAGGAUAUUGCAUCCUGUCGCUUUGAAGAAGAUCGGCUUAGAGUUCUGGUGAAUAUGCAGCGGAGGGAACUCUCGCAUCUGUGGCUGCUGAUCCUCACUGUGGCGUUGGUGUCAGUCAGCGGAUUUCCCACGAACUUAAAGAAGGCUUCAGUCAUAGACAGAAACACUUCAGCGUCUCCUACUAAGGUGAUAAAAAUUCAAAGCCAUGGCGACGAUCAUCAGACUCUCCAGGAGCUGUAUCAGGUGAACCUGCUCCAGACUCUGCAGUAUAGUCCGUCUUAUCUCAGGUCCAGACAUCGCUGGUCCCAGCCCCGUCACCAGGGUGUCCUCCCCCAUCUUGAACCUUUUGGGGACCCUGAGCCCUUUAUCCUGGACCUGAGGAACUUCCCAGAGCUGGCCAAUGCAGACAUGGGCUCCCAGAAUCCUAACAUCCAGGUGACCAUCGAGGUGGUAGACAAGACCCAGACAGAGAUGGAGGUGGAGAUGGACCUGGCCAAGGAGGGUCAGCGUAAUGACUGGUCAGUAUCAUCCUCAGAGUGGGCCAACAGCUACAAGAACAUGUUCUGGCCACUGUUCUGGGACUACCCUGAGCAGUCAGAGAACGGGCUGGGAAGAGCCAGUUUGGAGGAGAAGUUUGAGGACUACAACUUUGACCCAGAGGAACUCAUCCUCAGUGGAGUGGGGGGAGACUGGGGGCAGCACUGGAACAAAGACUGGCAUGCCAAGGAUAAUUACGAAUACGAAGAGGAGUGGAGCCACUGGGCUUCCUGCAGCGUUACCUGUGGACAUGGCACCCAGAAACGCACCCGUUCCUGUGGCUACGCAUGCACUGCGACUGAGUCACGCACUUGUGACCUGGAGAAUUGUGCCAACACUUUGAUUUCAGUGACUGUGCUGACACCCAUCCAGACCACCAAUGGCACAGAUUUCCUGGACACACAUGUAGACACCUGCGAGAAGUGGCUAAGCUGUAAAAAUGACUUCCUCCAGAAGUACCUGCACCAAGUGCUCACAGAGCUCCCCAGCUGCCCCUGCUCCUACCCCUCUGAGGCUGUUUACAGUGCUAUCAACAUCCAGGAUACCAGACUUCAAAAGACCUACCGCUGGAGGGACGCAAGCGGACCCAAAGAACGCUUGGACAUCUACAAACCAUCAGCCAGAUUCUGCAUUCGCUCAAUGCUGUCGUAUGACAGCACAACGUUAGCAGCACAGCACUGCUGCUAUGAUGAUCAGAUGAGACUAAUAACACGAGGAAAAGGAGCAGGAGCACCAAAUUUAAUCAGCACAGAGUUUUCACCAGAACUGCAUUACAAGGUGGAUGUAUUGCCUUGGAUCCUGUGCAAAGGGGACUGGAGUCGGUUUCACUCAGUAAGACCACCCAAUAAUGGGCAUGAGUGUGCAGAUAAUCCCCCAGAACAAGUUUUUCAGACGGAACUUAAAGAAGCCAGGGAGUACUGACACUGUGGAUGUGUGGAGUCACAACAAGAAGGGAGGAUGACAAGAGACUGACAUGGUUUUUUAAUUCAAAGCGCCAUUUCUCAUGUCAUUACAAUUCUGAACGAGCACAAAAAAACUAAACUACAAUUUAAUACAAUGUUUCUUUGGUCCAACAACAAAGACGGGUGAAGCUUUAUUAUACUUAUAUGUAGACUUUUUGUUCAGAAAUGAAAUAAAACUGGUUAAUAUGUUCUAUUUUCAGCUAAUCCCCGUCCAUGUAUGUUGCUGCUACUCUGUUGGGAUGUGCUGAGCUGAAUGUCUGAUGGCAUGUAUGUGCACCGUGUAUGUGUAUGGGUGUAUGUGGGAUAAGCUUAUUUAUUGGCCCCUGAACUAUUUUAUAUCGGAUCUAUUGUCCCAUGAAAGGAAUUCCUGUCAAGCUGCUAAACAGUGAAUAAAGUCAAACGGACAUUGGACUAUAAAUUGUUUACAUGUUCAUCUUUACAAAAAAUCUGACAGAAAAAUUUACCAGUGCUAGGAAUAUUCUUCUUGUUCACAUUUUCCACACAAUGCAUGCUUCCACAACAGGAGAACAUACAGUUUUAUGUUCCAUAAAAUGCAAAGUAAAAACAUGAGGUAACAUUUGCUACCAUCAAUGUUACCAAAUGCACUGCAUUAACAUUAGUGUUGGAAACUGAAGACAUCACAUUCCUACAUCAUACACGCUGAACACUGCUGAGCUAUAUGAUUACAUUUUAAGAUGUUAAUAUGUCGAAUAGGAUUCCUGUAUAAUCUUACUCUCUGCCAUCCAAACUGACAUGCAGAUUUUACAUCCCAUUGAAAACUGAUAGUAUGAGUAUAUAGCUGAAGUGAAACUGGAACUUCCUGGUUCUGUUUCAUAAAUAAAAUCGUAUUAAUAUUUGUAAUAAUGCAAGUGACUUAAGAUCCAGCCCUGGCCUGAAACAUCAAACACAUUUCGUGGCUAGAUAUUAUGACUAUGGAUGAGGGAAGUACCGUAGCCAUGCUGCCUUGCUGGUAAAUUUUCAUGGGAGCUGAAUGUAAAUGGCUGCAUUUAUAUAGUUCUUUUUUUUUUUUAAUCCAAAGCAUUUUACAGUUUGCCACUAAUUGGAACACACACCCCAAACCAAUUUCUGGCUCCAGUGUUACUUUUUUUUUGUUGGUUUUUUUGUUUUAACUUUAGGUUUAACCUUGCCAUGUGUUUGCUGUUCAAGCACGUCAAAUGUCAAGUUCGUUAUGUUAACAAAAGAUACAUGAAGAUAAUGAUCUAUGUUUGCUGACUACAGAAAUCCUUUAUUUUAUUAACAUUACGUCAUUAUGUCCUAUGUAGUGUGAAUUUUACCUAUUUUUAGAUUUAGUCUUAAUCCUAGUCCUGAGAUCAAAUGUCCAUGUUAGUUUUAGACAUGUUUAGUCAACUUCAUCCUUUUCAUUUUUAGUAAAUUUUUAUUUGACUAAAAUUAAACAUUUUAGUCAAGACCAAGAAUGAGCAUUUCAAACUUCAGCAAACUGCUUUCAAAUAAGAUUUUAUCCAAGUGACUUUCGGGCUAAAUGAAAAUAAGCCACUGUAAAUAAACUGUAUCUUUCUCCGAAUAAGGUGGUUUAAAUACCGUGCAGUCACUCUAGCGUGAUACCAUGCUCCAGUGUUUCCCAAUCCUUUGAAACUAUUAUCUGUACGCUGUCAUCUCCAGUGUAUGAAGCCGACUUCAG